This is a messenger RNA of Ailuropoda melanoleuca (giant panda), 2244 nucleotides long. It is a transcript of the gene ZNF579, whose product is annotated as zinc finger protein 579. Bases 139 to 1827 code for a protein of 562 amino acids. The record is from RefSeq and is a predicted model, not a curated record. The transcript is spliced from 4 exons. NCBI's taxonomy places the organism in Eukaryota, Metazoa, Chordata, Mammalia, Carnivora, Ursidae.
GGAAGGCUUAGGCGGUGACACCGAGCCCAGCCUCCUCCACCCCCCACCACGCUCGGGCCCUCCCUCCCUCCCUCCCCGCCCACCGUCCGCGUUUGGCCGGCCGCGGGGAAGGAAGAAAGGAGCGAAGGAGGCGGAGGCAUGGAUCCGCAGCCCCCUCCACCCGCCCAGGGCAGCCCACCUCACCGUGGCCGGGGCCGGGGCCGUGGCCGAGGCCGUGGUAGAGGCCGGGGCCGUGGCAGGGGGGGCGCUGGAGCCCCUCGGGCGCCCCUGCCCUGCCCGACCUGUGGCCGCCUCUUCCGCUUCCCCUACUACCUCUCCCGGCACCGGCUGAGCCACUCAGGGCUCCGACCCCACGCCUGCCCCCUGUGCCCCAAGGCCUUCCGCCGGCCAGCCCACCUCUCCCGCCACCUGCGUGGCCACGGGCCCCAACCCCCACUGCGCUGCGCGGCCUGCCCCCGCACCUUCCCGGAGCCCGCCCAGCUCCGGCGCCACCUGGCCCAGGAGCAUGCAGGCGGCGAGGUAGAGCUGGCCAUCGAGAGGGCGGCCAAGGAGGCAGCCGAGUCCAGCUGGGGCUCCCAGGACGCUGGUACGGAGCAGCCCACCACCGCGGCGGCAGGGGCCGCGGAGGAGGAGGCCGCGUGGCCCGAGACGUGGCCGGCGGGGGAGCCGGCCACGCUAGCGGCCCCCACGAGCGCCGAACCCCGGGAGUCGGAGGAGGAGGAGGCCGAGGCCGGGGCGGCGGAGCUGAGGGCCGAGUUGGCACUGGCGGCCGGGCGGCAGGAGGAGAAGCAGGUCCUGCUCCAGGCCGACUGGACGCUGCUGUGCCUCCGCUGUCGCGAAGCCUUCGCCACCAAGGGCGAGCUCAAAGCGCACCCGUGUCUGCGCCCCGAGGGUGAGCAGGAGGGUGAAGGGGGCCCCCCGCCCCGUCCCAAGCGCCACCAGUGCUCCAUCUGCCUCAAGGCCUUCGCCAGGCCCUGGUCACUGUCCCGCCACCGGCUGGUCCACUCCACUGACCGCCCUUUCGUGUGCCCAGACUGCGGCCUGGCCUUCCGCCUCGCCUCCUACCUCCGCCAGCACCGGCGCGUCCACGGCGCGCUCAGCCUCCUGGCCCCGCUGCCCCCGGCGGGCAAGAAGGACGACAAGGCCUCGGGUGGACGGAACUCAGGGAAGGGGCCCGAGGGGGGCGAAGGGGCAGAGUGCGGGAGUGCCUCGGAGGGGGGAGAAGGCGGGCAGAACGGAGGAGAUGCCACCACGGCCCGGCCCCCCGCGGGGGAGCCCCGCUUCUGGUGCCCCGAGUGCGGCAAAGGUUUUCGGCGCCGCGCACACCUGCGGCAGCACGGGGUGACCCACUCCGGGGCGCGCCCCUUCCAGUGCGUGCGCUGCCAGAGGGAGUUCAAGCGGCUGGCCGACCUGGCCCGCCACGCGCAGGUCCACGCAGGGGGCCCGGCCCCGCACCCGUGCCCGCGCUGCCCGCGCCGCUUCUCGCGCNAGAAGGCGGGCAGAACGGAGGAGAUGCCACCACGGCCCGGCCCCCCGCGGGGGAGCCCCGCUUCUGUGCGUGCGCUGCCAGAGGGAGUUCAAGCGGCUGGCCGACCUGGCCCGCCACGCGCAGGUCCACGCAGGGGGCCCGGCCCCGCACCCGUGCCCGCGCUGCUCAAGGAAGAGCCACCCUCCCCGGGGACCCCACCCCAGUCGCCGCCGCCGGCUCCCCCUGUCUUCCUCAGCGCCUCCUGUUUCGACAGCCAAGACCAUUCAGCCUUCGAGAUGGAGGAAGAAGAGAUUGACAGCAAGGCCCACCUGCGUGGAUUGGGAGGCCUGGCCUCCUGACCUUCACACCCACUCUUGGCCCCUCCAUUUGGUUCCCGGUUUGCAAUAUGGAGGAGGGAAGUUGAAGGAGAGGCGCCUCCUGUCUACCCACCCUUCCCCUUCCAGCCCUCAACACUAAGGGGGGGGGGGCUGGACCGCCCCUCCCUCCCCAUCGCCCCCCCCCAGGACCCGUGAUGCUGGCUAGGAACUGCUUGCCCCAACAGGCCUCCGAAGGCAGGACGACUUGGAAAAGGAGGCGGAGAAUAUUGGCCAGAGAGUUGGAGACUGGGGGGGGGGGGAUCCCCUGCCUGGCUGUCUCCCAUCAUUCACACUGGACACCAUCACCUCUGGAACUGCCAGACCCUGGGGGUCCCCAGUGAGCAAAGGUCCAUCCCUGUCCUUUUGUCUGUCUGUGAAUAAAUGUGAGUUCGUGAAACA